This is a messenger RNA of Drechmeria coniospora, 1809 nucleotides long. Its product is annotated as TPR domain protein. The transcript has a single exon. Gene Ontology annotation, molecular function: protein binding. The record is from RefSeq and is a predicted model, not a curated record. NCBI's taxonomy places the organism in Eukaryota, Fungi, Ascomycota, Sordariomycetes, Hypocreales, Ophiocordycipitaceae. Gene Ontology annotation, cellular component: intracellular anatomical structure. The coding region runs from base 1 to 1809 and encodes 602 amino acids.
AUGUACACUUACACCGACAAACCUCCCGGAUCCACCCCCCAUCACACCUUCGCCACCGUCACCACCAGCUCCCCUCGCAGAGCGGCGGAUAGCAACCGACGUCGCAGCGGCAUCGCAGCAUGUCUCGACCCAAAACUCCGGCCGGCCAUGGACAGUUACUAUGACCUCGGCACCCUGCACCGGCCCGUGAGCACGGCGAGCGCCGUGGCCCAGAAGUGGUUCGACCGUGGCCUCGUUUGGUGCUACGGCUUCAACCACGAGGAGGCGGCCCGCUGCUUCGAGCGAGCCAUCGCCCGCGACAGCGGCUGCGCCAUCGCCUACUGGGGCGUCGCCUACGCCCUCGGGCCCAACUACAAUAAGCCGUGGGACCUCUUCGGCCGUCGUGAGCGCCAGACGACGGCGGAGCGGACCCAUCGCGCCGUCGAGCAGGCGAGGGCCCUCUCGUCCAAGGCCUCGGCCGUCGAGCGGGCGCUGAUCGAGGCUCUCCAGCAUCGCUACCCCGCGAGCCGCGCGCCGGCGAAGCCCGACUUCUGCAUCUGGAACGGCGCCUACGCCGACGCCAUGAGCGCCGUCGCCGCCCGCUUCCCCGACGACCUCGACGUCGCCACCCUGUACGCCGACGCCAUCAUGAACAUGACGCCCUGGAACCUCUGGGACAUCCGAACCGGCGAGCCCGCGCGCGAGGCCCGCACCCUCGAGGUUCGCCGCGUCCUCGAGCGGGCCCUCGGCCUGCCCGGCGGCGACGAGCACCCGGGCCUCCUGCACCUCUACAUCCACCUCAUGGAGAUGUCCUCGACGCCCGAGGUCGCCAUGCCCUACGCCGACCGGCUGCGCGGCUUGGUGCCCGACGCCGGCCACCUCAACCACAUGCCGAGCCACCUCGACAUCCUCGUCGGCGACUACGCGAGGGCCGUCGAGGCCAACACCGACGCCGUCCGCGCCGACGAGCUCUUCCUGAAGCGCGACGGGCCCAUGAACUUCUACACCCUCUACCGCAGCCACGACUACCACUUCCGCCUCUACUCGGCCAUGUUUGCCGCCCAGUCGAGGGUCGCCCUCGAGACCGUCGACAUGCUCGAGGCCAGCGUCUCCGAGGAGCUGCUGCGCGUCGAGGUGCCGCCCAUGGCCGACUGGCUCGAGGCCUUCCUCGCCAUGCGCGUCCACGCCCUCAUCCGCUUCGGCCGCUGGCGGGACAUCCUCGCCAUCAAGCUGCCCGAGGACCAGGACCUCUACUGCGUCACGACCGCCCUCGUCCACUACGCGCGCGGCAUGGCCUUGGCCGCCCUCGGCCGCGUAGACGAGGCCGCCGCCGCGCGCGACCUCUUUCGAGAGUCCGUCCCGCGCGUGAAGCCGUCCCGGACGCUCUUCAACAACAAGUGCGUCGACAUCCUCUGCGUCGCCGAGGCCAUGCUCGACGGCGAGGUCGAGUACCGCGCCGGCAACUACGACGCCGCCUUCGCCCACCUGCGCGAGUCCAUCGUCCGCUACGACGGCCUACCCUUUGACGAACCGUGGGGGUGGAUGCAGCCGGCCCGCCACGCCUACGGCGCCCUCCUCCUCGAGCAGGGCCGCGUCGAGGAAGCGCUGGCCGUCUACAGGGCCGACCUCGGCCUCGAUGAAACCCUGCCACGCGUCCAUCGCCACCCGAACAACGUCUGGGCGUUGCACGGCUAUCACGAGUGCCUGCAGCGGUUGAGAAGGACCUCGGAGGCCGAGCAGGUUCAGCCCCUCCUCAAGGCCGCGCUCGCCCUGGCCGACGUGCCCGUGAACUCGUCGUGCUACUGCAGGACUGUGCAGCCCAAGAUAUAG